AUGAACCUUCAGCACUUUCGUAAGGUUCAGAAAUUUGCAUGCAAGCAACCUCAGCCACGCCUCAUACGAGUGGAUGACCUGUUCAAUGUGAACUCAAAGGACUUGUACACUCCACGAGCAACAGUGCUGCAUCGAUGUGGUGAGGACACAGGCUGCUGUCCAAGAGAGGGCAUGACUUGCGUCGCUCACAACACAGAGAAUGUGACACUGAUAUUCAAUGUGUAUGACACACAGUAUCACAAUAGAUCAAGGCAAGAACAACAAGCUUCAAAUCACACACUCUGUCAGUGUGUUGAAUUCCAAUAA
Molecule: messenger RNA, 306 nt
Organism: Zootermopsis nevadensis
Lineage: Eukaryota; Metazoa; Arthropoda; Insecta; Blattodea; Termopsidae
Source: RefSeq, a predicted model, not a curated record